AUGCCCGUUGAACUACGCAAGCGCAAGGCUCCCGCUCCGCCCCCGGAGCCCCCGGCCAAGAAGCCUUCCAAGGUGGCCAAAGCUGCCUCCAAGGUCAAGGAGGCUGUCAAGGGCAAGCCUGAGACUAAGCCCAAGGCCAAUGGCGCAGCAGCAGCCAAGGCGUCCACCCCUGCCAAGAAGCCCGAGGUUGGCGACACCAUCGACCUGGCUUCAUUCGGCGGCGAGAUCACUACCAACGACGGCGAGACCACGACGCUGGCUAAGCUCGUCGAGCAGUCCGGCUCCGGUGUCGUGCUUUUCACCUACCCCAAGGCAUCCACACCAGGCUGCACAAAUCAGGCCUGUCUGUUCCGCGACUCUUAUGAGCCGCUUACCGCGGGAGGCCUUGCCAUCUACGGGCUUUCCAGGGAUUCCCCCAAGAGCAACACGACCUUCAAGGAGAAGCAGAAGCUCCCUUACCCUCUUUUGUGCGAUUCUAGUGCGAGCCUCAUCGGGGCCAUUGGCCUGAAGAAGGCGCCCAGCGGCACCCAGAGAGGCGUGUUCGCAGUGGACAAAAAGGGCAAGGUGCUCCUUUCUGAGCCCGGCGGACCAGCUGCAACGGUGGAUGCUGUGAAGAAGCUGGUGGACUCGGGGUCUGCUAACGGCGGUGCUACUGAGGAGAAGGCGGAGAAGGAGGAAAAGAAGGAUGACGAAGAGACCAAUGGUGCCGCAGCUGAGGAGGCUAAAGCCGAGGGGGCGGAAGAGAAGAAGGACGAGUAA
Messenger RNA from Diaporthe citri, 759 nucleotides. RefSeq lists its product as uncharacterized. The record is from RefSeq and is a predicted model, not a curated record. Gene Ontology annotation, biological process: cell redox homeostasis; cellular response to oxidative stress. The transcript has a single exon. Bases 1 to 759 code for a protein of 252 amino acids. Gene Ontology annotation, molecular function: thioredoxin peroxidase activity. Gene Ontology annotation, cellular component: cytoplasm. NCBI's taxonomy places the organism in Eukaryota, Fungi, Ascomycota, Sordariomycetes, Diaporthales, Diaporthaceae.